AACCAAAAAAAAAAAACUAAUCACAACAAACAACACGUGUAAAACUGUUUUGUAAGUUUCGAGGCCAAAAAAUAAUAUUUAUUUGGUGCUGCUGCCUCAUAAGUGUACAUUCAAGCAGUUUUUAAGAAAAGCAGAAUUUCAUCAUGGGAAAGAAAAGAAAAAUUGCCUCUAAAGACGAUGAUUUUGAGUAUGACCCAGUACCCAAACAUCUAGUGACCUCUCACAUUAAGAAACAAGAGAAACGUUUAAUUGUUAUUUUGGAGAAUGCACAACUUGAAACAGUGAAGGUUGGAAAUAGUUUUGAAUUGUUGAAUUGUGAUGACCAUGCCAACAUCUUACGGAAAAAUGAUCGUGACCCAGGUUCCUGUCGACCAGAUAUUACACACCAGUCUUUACUCAUGCUAAUGGACUCUCCAUUAAACCGAGCGGGCCUGCUUCAAGUGUACAUACACACAGAAAAAAAUGUACUUAUUGAAAUAAACCCACAGACAAGAAUACCAAGAACUUUUAAGAGAUUUGCUGGGUUGAUAGUUCAACUACUACACAAGUUUGCUAUCAGAGCAUCAGAUGGUCCAAUGAAACUACUUAAAGUUAUCAAGAACCCAGUAACAUCACAUCUUCCUGUGGGUGUACGAAAAAUCACCAUGUCAUUUAGUUCAAAAAUGGUUCAAAACUGCAGAGAACUGGUCCCUAAGGAUGAGCCAGUUGUGCUGAUUGUGGGAGCUAUGGCACAUGGUAAAGUUGAAGCGGAUUAUUCAGAAGAUGUCAUAUCAAUAAGCAACUAUCCACUCUCUGCAGCAUUGACAUGUGCUAAAUUGUGUUCAGCAUUUGAAGAAGUUUGGGGUGUAGUCUAAGCUAUAAAAAGAAU
Molecule: messenger RNA, 868 nt
Organism: Ostrinia furnacalis (Asian corn borer)
Lineage: Eukaryota; Metazoa; Arthropoda; Insecta; Lepidoptera; Crambidae
Gene: Nep1
Product: Nep1 protein
Exons: 3
Coding region: 144-854 (236 amino acids)
Biological process (GO): rRNA base methylation
Cellular component (GO): small-subunit processome; nucleus
Molecular function (GO): rRNA (pseudouridine) methyltransferase activity; rRNA binding
Source: RefSeq, a predicted model, not a curated record